AUGAAAUUUCGAGAGUUCAAUGUGGUGUCUGUUGGUCUAGAAAACAGUGUAGAUUCCAGUUUUCCAAAUGUGGAGAUGUUCGUGAAGUGGAGUGACUGGAGCUGUUGUUCGGCGUGUUGUUGUCCGAGAGCUGUCUGUAAACAGUUUGAGACAAGCGGGGAUAAGUGCAAAUCCGUGAAAUCCUACCAAAACCGCCGUGGAGAGUUCAUGAUUCGUCGGACAGAUGCCACUGGAAACGAUUACCUGGAAGCUCUAUUCAACAAACAUCACGUCGUCAAGCUAUCCAUGGCACUGAAAAUCCCAGAAUUCCAGCAGAAUCUUGAAAAUUCUCGUAUCUCUUUGAACAGAAAAUUGAAAGUUCCAUCUGACACUUUGGCGGUUUUUCAAACAAAAGAUUGCAAGGAUCACAUCCAGAAAACGGAUUGUUGGGAGCUGGCAAAGUGUUUGUAUAACUCGACAGAUAUGCUUCCCGAAAAAGAAGUCGCAAAGAUCGAAGAACGAGAUGUCUGUGAGAACGCGUCGAUAUUUGUGCUUCGUGACGCCUACAAUAUCUUGAGUUUAAUGCCAGAGAAGCUAUACCGAUUACAAAUUGAUAGAAAGAUUGGCGCUGGAAAUAUUGUCAAAGUGAACUUCACUCUAGACGGGGAAGGAGUAGAGAAGCUGGGUCAUAUUAAAGAUUGUGCACAUCAGCCGAAACGAGUGUUUCAACACCCAAAUGGAGAAGACCUAAUAGUGCGUCUGUCGGAGGAGCAGCUAUCUAAAAACCCAAAGAUCAUUGCCGUUAUCAGUUACCAGAGUCCGGCACGACUGGAAGUUAUGGUCGAUAUGGUGUUGAAGACGAAGAGAAACAGACAUAAACAAUCUUAUGAUGCGAUUAUUAUUGGUGGAGGACAUAAUGGUUUGACGGCGGCCGCGUAUCUCGCAAAAGCUGGCAAAAAAGUAUGCGUUCUGGAACGUCGUCAUGUACUCGGUGGAGCCGCUGUCACAGAGGAAAUCGUCCCUGGAUUCAGAUUCUCCAGAGCCUCAUAUCUUCUCAGUCUUCUCCGACCUGUAGUCAUGCAAGAACUGAAUCUCAAGAAAUUCGGACUUCGUUAUCAUAUCAGAAAUCCCAAUUCCUUCACACCAAUCCGUGAUACUCAUGGAAGUUUGACACUUGGAAUGGAUAUGGCAGAGAAUCAGAGAGAAAUUUCCAAGUUUUCGAAGACAGACGCUGAAAACUACCCGAAAUAUGAGAAUUUUAUUUCGGAAAUCACGCAUUCCUUUGAGCAAUUGAUGGAUUACGAACCACUGGACUUACAGAAACCAAUUCAUAAACUGCUUCCACAUCUAUACUUAUUAUUCAAGACAGUUCAGCCACUGGGUCUGAAAAAUGCAGUCGACUUCUACGAGUUGAUGACAGCUCCAAUCUCAAAAAUAAUGAACAAGUGGUUCGAGAGCGAUGUAUUGAAAGCAACACUUGGAACAGAUGGUGUCAUCGGACUGGCAGCAAGUCCAAUGGAUCCAGGAACUGGAUAUGUACUUCUUCACCACGUCAUUGGAGGGCUCGAUGAACAUAAAGGUGCGUGGGGAUAUGUUUUCGGAGGAAUGGGUGCAGUAUCCAAUGCAAUCGCUGAGUGUGCCAAGACUCAUGGAGCAGAAAUUUACACGGAACAAGAAGUUCAAGAAGUUCUACUUGAUGGAAAUGUAGCCAAAGGAGUUCGUCUUACGAAUGGAAAAGAGAUUCACUCGAAGAUCGUAAUGUCGAAUGCAACUCCACAUGUCACAUUCAACAAUUUAGUGAAGAAGGAGUCACUUCCAGCAGAUUUCUAUAGAAGUAUUAGUCAAAUUGAUUACACUUCUCCAGUUACAAAAAUCAAUGUAGCAGUGAAGGAGUUGCCGAACUUCUUGGCUAAGCCUAAUCAUGGAACGGAACCAAUGCCACAUCAUCAGACUACGAUUCAUAUGAAUUGUGAGAAUAUGCAAGUGGUGCAUGACGCUGUGAUGGAUUAUAAGAAUGGAAGAUAUAGUAGAAGACCAGUCAUCGAAAUGACGAUCCCCUCAUCAGUCGACCGCACUAUCGUUGAUAGUUCCGACGGACACGUCGUCCUUCUCUUCACCCAAUACACUCCAUUCUCACCUAAAGAUCACGAAUGGACAGAAGAGAAGAAGACAGAAUACGCGAAGCACGUCUUCUCGGAAAUCGAUGCGUACGCACCGAACUUCUCGUCAAGUGUCAUUGGUUAUGAUAUUUUGACGCCACCGGAUAUUCAGAACACUUUUGGAAUUACUGGAGGAAACAUUUUCCAUGGAUCCAUGAGUCUUGACCAACUCUAUCUGUCCCGUCCAGUAAGCAAAUGGGCCAACUACUCGACCCCAAUCGAGUCCUUGUACCUCUGUGGAAGUGGUGCUCAUCCAGGAGGAGGUGUCACUGGAGCGCCCGGUCGUUUGAGUGCACUUCAUGCUCUGAAACACAUUUAG
Messenger RNA from Caenorhabditis remanei, 2457 nucleotides. RefSeq lists its product as uncharacterized. The transcript is spliced from 9 exons. Gene Ontology annotation, molecular function: oxidoreductase activity. The record is from RefSeq and is a predicted model, not a curated record. Bases 1 to 2457 code for a protein of 818 amino acids. Lineage: Eukaryota; Metazoa; Nematoda; Chromadorea; Rhabditida; Rhabditidae.